GUAGCGUUACCGCGUUUAGGCGUGUUUAUCGAGACAUUAAGGGACGAGAUGUUCAAGUGUCCAUUUGCGUUAAUAUUAGAAUGUAAUUUAAUGCCCUCUCCUGUCCCCGUAUCGAUUUCCUAGGUAAUUUGUCUUCUCUGUUCCACUUCCGAAUGGAAAGUUACGAUUUUCUUGUUCUAAUAGCCAACACAUGCCUUCGGUUAUUCUUUUUAUUUACAAUUAUGAAUAUCUUGUUCGUAGUUGAUCAAAAUAUUGUACGGUGACAUCAAAGAUGGCAAGUUUCAGAAUGAGCUCGAAGGGAAUAUUUCAAGAAAUGAGGACUGCUCUGCGAACAAAGCCAACUUUGGACUGGUCCUCAGCAUCUGGAGGGCAGAUGAGAUGGAAUUUUGGUCCAGCAACCCAAAAUCUGGCCAUUGCGGAGAUGUUUUCCUGCUACUAUCUCUCAGCGAAUACCUCCAAUGCUGAAGAGACGCAUCACAUCCAUGCAAUGGACACCUGGAAGCCUCGUUGUACCAUACUCUGAGAUCUGCAGAGGACUUCUACUUGAGCGUGGGAGGGUAGGAAGCGCGCUUGCGCUCGAGAUCAUCGCGUGGUUGGUUCUUAGGCAUCUGUGUCCACAUCCCUUGUAAACAUGUCCACGUGUGGGUGGGUGUAUUACAUAUAUAUAAAUAUGGGGACACCCUCGACACUACCUCACUUUGCGUCGUUACUCGCACGGUGCAAGAUCACAGUUCCCAAGAUUGGGAUCCCUCGAGCAACCAAGCUUAUUGGAACGUUCUUGAUUCCAUCGUCUGUGAUAGAGUAGCCUUGACAAGAUGUCAAGAAACUUCUUUCCAAAAUGUAUGGUGCUGCUUGUUGUCAUCGGUUUCGCUUUUGGGAUUGAAAAAUACAUGGACUACGGAGAAGAUGAGAUCCCAGAGAAGAUUCUGGCGGAUGAUAUCAACGAGCUCUACAAUUUGCUAAUGCAACGCAAUGCUUUACACAAUACUGUAUUUGGCGGUAUUCCAUUAGAACAUCUAAUAACCAGGAAAUCUCAACGAUCGCCCUCUCUGCGCCUACGUUUUGGACGCUCGGAUUCUCAUCUACCUAUGAGAGCAUUCCUGGGAUCUGUCGACGCUAUGGCUUCUUCGAGAUUCGACAAGUAAAUAAAAAUCUCAGAAAUAAUUGCAAAAAAAAAAAAAUAUCGAACCUAUAAGCAUAGUUUUUCUAUUAUUUUCUUAAUAAUAUUGUAAAAAGAAAAUAAUAAAAACUCCGGAACACCAGGAGAUAUCAAAAUGGAAGCUGUAUGUGAAUUUAUACACUUAUAUAUCAAUAAAAUGAAAUGAUAGAU
This is a messenger RNA of Hylaeus volcanicus, 1330 nucleotides long. RefSeq names its product short neuropeptide F-like. The transcript has 4 exons. The record is from RefSeq and is a predicted model, not a curated record. NCBI's taxonomy places the organism in Eukaryota, Metazoa, Arthropoda, Insecta, Hymenoptera, Colletidae. Bases 816 to 1145 code for a protein of 109 amino acids.